Lasiodiplodia theobromae is the source of this 384-nucleotide messenger RNA. RefSeq lists its product as uncharacterized. Gene Ontology annotation, molecular function: ice binding. Bases 1 to 384 code for a protein of 127 amino acids. The record is from RefSeq and is a predicted model, not a curated record. The transcript has a single exon. NCBI's taxonomy places the organism in Eukaryota, Fungi, Ascomycota, Dothideomycetes, Botryosphaeriales, Botryosphaeriaceae.
AUGGCGAUGUCGGUCCCGCUCUCAGACAGUGAAGCAGAAGAUACCCGGGCCAUGCCCAAGCGGAAGCGCAACAAGCCGAGGCGAGGCAAGGAGCAGCGAGCAGCCCGCCGAGCGGAGUUUCAGCAGCUGGGUGAGCAGACUGCUGAGCGUCACGAGGAGGAGCCUGCUGCUGCUACUGCCACCACCACCACCACCACCACCACCACUUCCGCCGCCGCCGCCGCCGCUGCUUCUGCUGCCGCUGCCGCUACUGCUGCUGCCGCUGCCGAGACUGCCGCCACUGCCGCUGAGACCGCGGCUGCUGCUGAGACCGCGGCGGCUGCUGCUGCCACCGCCGCUGCCACUGCCGAGACUGCUGCUGUCUCGCCGCCGCCAGCGCGUUAG